CAGUGGAGAGAGAGUGCCAGAAAUCUGCCAAGUCCUCGUGCCAAAAACUUUUCACCCACAGACGAAUGCGUCCAAGCCAUCUUAAGUCAAGAAUUGAAUCUCGAGGAGUAAUACAUCAAAAAGUAGAUAUUACUAGGGAUUCCCUUACUCAUAGAGGCAGAGUUUUCCAAUAGUGCAAUUCCAGGGCAGUCAGAAAUUGUCUGUGGAAUAAACCCACUGGAAAGGUUCGGGUGGUGAGGAUGGACCGAGCCUCAAGCUCCAGCCCAAGUGGCACUAGUCAAACAUCACAACCUACCCAACAUGAACCCAUCAGCUUCGGCAUUGACCAGAUUCUCAGCGGCACCGAUCAAGAGUCACAGCAGAACUCGAGCAGGAAUAGUUCCGAGAGUAGCAGCACCGCGAGCGGAGGCGGUUACCAUCUCGGCAGCCCAACGGGAGCGAGCGCAACGCCGUACACGACACUAACCGGCACGUUUCACGGUAUCGCUUCACCAUAUGAGGAAUCCAGUCCAUACGGAGUGAACUUGACCCUUGCACCCGGAGGAGUGAUUAGGGUCCCGGCUCACAGGCCCCUGGCCGCGGCCGUGCCUCCACCCAUGGCCAGCGCGGUGCCCGGACUUGGGAGUCUCAGUUUUCCCUGGAUGGACAGCAGUCAACGCUUCGCAAAAGACAGAUUUGCAGCAGCUCUGACGCCCUUUACUGUGGCUCGGCGUAUCGGUCACCCGUACCAGAACCGCACACCACCUAAGAGAAAGAAGCCCCGCACAUCUUUCUCCCGAGUGCAGAUCUGUGAGCUGGAGAAGCGCUUCCACAGACAGAAAUACCUGGCCAGUGCUGAACGAGCAGCCUUGGCCAAAACUCUGAAGAUGACAGACGCCCAGGUCAAAACCUGGUUUCAAAACCGCAGGACCAAGUGGAGACGGCAGACAGCGGAGGAGAGGGAGGCAGAGCGUCAGCAGGCCAACCGGCUGAUGAUUCAACUCCAGCACGAUGCCUUCCAGAAGUCUUUGACUGAUUCAGUUCCAUCAGACCCACUCUGCAUCCACAACUCCUCACUGUUCGCCCUGCAGAACCUCCAGCCUUGGGCGAGCGAGGAGAGUGGCAAGCUUGGAGGAGUGACCGCGCUCGUAUGAGCGCCAGAACUCAACAAGGAAAUGACAUUCUCAUUCUUUUUUUGAUGGACUAGGAUGUUGGUUGACCUUAUCUCCGUCCCGAAAGACUAUUUCAUUACGCAAAAAAAGCGAGGAACUAAUUACGGCCGUCCAACAGCGAGCAAACCCAUAUAAAUAAAAAGGUUCUGCGUUGAACGAGCUUCUGCAGAAUAAAUGAUGGCCGUUUUCUGUGGUGUGUCUGUGCAUACAGAGACUUGUAUCCCCAUUAGGGUCAGUUUCAUUGACAAAGUGACCUUGUAGAAAGCAACAGGCCAUCUCAGCUGACCCUUUUACAGAUCCACUGAUCUUCUCCUCCAUCCUUUCAUUUGCCCUUCUGCCCCCUGUGUAAUUCCUCCACCACUCAGAACUGUAGAAUACAGGAUUAAUGCAGAAGAGGGAAGUAAUGAUGAUUUAAUUAUUUAUAAUGUGAGUUGCACGACCUAAAAUGCCCCCAAUCUGGCCAUUUGUGGAAGUAAAAGGACA
Rhinichthys klamathensis goyatoka is the source of this 1634-nucleotide messenger RNA. It is a transcript of the gene tlx3b, whose product is annotated as T cell leukemia homeobox 3b. Gene Ontology annotation, biological process: animal organ development; regulation of transcription by RNA polymerase II. The record is from RefSeq and is a predicted model, not a curated record. NCBI's taxonomy places the organism in Eukaryota, Metazoa, Chordata, Actinopteri, Cypriniformes, Leuciscidae. Gene Ontology annotation, molecular function: RNA polymerase II cis-regulatory region sequence-specific DNA binding; DNA-binding transcription factor activity, RNA polymerase II-specific. The transcript is spliced from 3 exons. Bases 240 to 1133 code for a protein of 297 amino acids. Gene Ontology annotation, cellular component: nucleus.